AUGGAAAUGUCAAAGUGUUUCUUCUCUUCUCUCGUAGGUUGUCUGCUUUUUGCAGUUCUGGUUCAAUCUCAGGAUCAAUCAGGAUUCAUAAGCAUAGAUUGUGGGAUACCUGCAAAAUUCACCUAUAAAGAGAAGACAACAGGCAUAAAUUACAUAUCAGAUGAGAAGUUCAUAAAUUCUGGUGUUAGUAACUCCAUAACCAGUGAGCUCCAAAGCAUGUAUCAACGGCAACUUUGGAACCUGAGAAGCUUUCCUCAAGGAACAAGAAACUGCUACAGAAUAAACAUCACAAGUGGCUCUAAAUAUUUGAUCAGGGCUAAUUUUCUGUACGGGAAUUAUGAUGGCCAAAAUGAGUUACCAAGUUUUGAUCUUCAUCUUGGGCCUAACGUAUGGGAAACAGUGGAAAUAACCAAUGCAUCUCUGUUACUAAGCCCUGAGAUCAUACAUGUCCCAUCACUAGAUUACAUACAAAUCUGUCUGGUUGACACAGGCUCUGGAACCCCAUUUAUCUCUGCUAUAGAAUUAAGGAAUUUGAUGAACGAUACUUAUGUUACUCAAUCUGGAUCCUUGUCACUUUACUCGAGGUUGGAUUUAGGCUCAACCAGCAAAAGAAAAUACAGAUAUAGUUAUGAUAUUUAUGGUCGCUUCUGGUCAUAUAAAGCCUACAUCCCGGACUGGACGCAAAUAAGUGCUUCAAUUUCCGCAGAUUCCUUGGUUCAAAAUCAUUACAAUCCACCAGCCAUUGUUAUGAGUAAUGCAGCCACACCAGUAAAUGAAAGUGCUCCAAUGUUAGUGUGGUGGGAGCCCAAAAAUGCAACAGACCAAUUCUAUGUUUACAUGCAUUUUGCAGAGCUUCAAGUCUUGGAAAAGAAUCAGACAAGAUCAUUCACCGUUACCCUCAAUGGCGAUCUCUUCUAUGCUGAUCUUGUGCCUCAGUACCAAGUCACAACCACUUUGUUCAGCAAGUAUGCUACCACCGGAGAAAAAAUUCAGUUUUUGCUUAAGAAGACUAAGCAUUCAACCCUCCCUCCCAUUCUCAACGCCAUUGAAAUUUAUACAGUUAAAGAAUUUUUGCAGUCAGAAACAGAACAAGAAGAUGUUGACGCAAUUACAACAAUCAAGUCUUCUUAUGGGCUGACAAGAAAUUGGCAAGGAGAUCCAUGUAGUCCCGUGGACUACAUUUGGGAAGGUCUAAAUUGCACUUAUAAUGGCCAGAAUUCCCCAAGAAUCACAGCCCUGAAUUUAUCUUCAAGUGGAUUGACAGGACAGAUAGAUCCUUCCAUCUCAAAUUUUACCAUGUUGGAGAAGUUGGAUUUAUCAAAUAAUAGCUUAAGUGGACCAGUUCCAGAUUUUCUGUCUCGGCUACAAAACUUGAAGAUCUUAAACAUUCAGAACAACAACUUCACAGGUACGGUUCCCACUGAGCUGGUUGAAAAAUCAAAGGGUUCCCUGUCACUAAGUGUUGGAGAAAAUCCAUAUCUAUGUGAAUCUCCUCCAUGCGACAAGAAGAAAAAGAGCAAUAUUAUUAUUCCCGUAGUUGUAUCAGUUGCUGGAGUUCUGCUCCUUAUGGUGGUCGCGGCAAUUAUAUUUUUUACCCUUAAAAGGAGAAAGCCAAGAGGAACAAGUCCAAUUGAGACCUCACAGCAAGUUGAAAAAGUUGAAGAACAAAAUGAUACCACUCUGCAAGUCACAAAUAGACAAUAUUCAUAUCAUGAUGUCCUCAAAAUGACCAACAACUUCAGCACAAUUCUCGGAAAAGGUGGGUUUGGAACAGUUUAUUUGGGCUACAUUGCUGAAACUCCUGUUGCAGUUAAAAUGCUCUCUCUAUGUUCAGUUCAAGGUUAUCAGCAAUUCCAAGCAGAGGUUAAACUUUUAAUGAGAGUUCAUCAUAGAAAUCUGACUUCCCUUGUUGGGUAUUGCAACGAAGAAACCAACAAGGGGCUCAUAUAUGAGUACAUGGCUAAUGGUAACCUACAAGAGUACCUUUCAGGAAAAGACAACAAAUCAAAGUUCCUGACUUGGCAAGACAGACUCCGUAUGGCACUGGAUGCAGCAUUAGGAUUGGAGUAUUUGCAUAAUGGAUGUAAGCCACCUAUAAUUCAUCGAGAUGUAAAAUCGUCAAACAUCUUGCUGAAUGAAAACUCCAGAGCAAAAAUAGCAGACUUUGGUCUAUCUAAAAUUAUUCCAACUGAUGGUGGAACUCAUGUGUCAACUGUUGUUGCUGGUACUCCUGGUUAUCUAGACCCUGAGUACUAUAUAACAAACAGAUUGACAGAGAAAAGUGAUGUUUAUAGUUUUGGAGUAGUUCUUUUUGAGAUAAUCACAAGUCUACCAGUAAUAUCUGGAAACCAUGAGAGAACUCACAUAAGUCAAUGGGUUAGCUCCAUGGUUGCUAAAGGGGACAUAAGGGCCAUUGUUGACUCAAAGUUAAGUGGGGAGUUUGAUACUAACUCUGCUUGGAGAGCUGUGGAAAUGGCAAUGACUUGUGUGUCUAGAAACCCCAACAACAGGCCAACCAUGAAUGAGGUAGUGAAUGAACUAAAGGAGUGUUUGGCUACAGAAGGAGGUAGAACCAAACACAAUGAUGUUAGUACAGGAGAUUCAGUUGAAUUAGUUUCCCUGAAUAUGACAAGUACAGAAUUCUCUCCCUUGGCUAGGUAG
This is a messenger RNA of Neltuma alba, 2661 nucleotides long. RefSeq names its product LRR receptor-like serine/threonine-protein kinase IOS1. Bases 1 to 2661 code for a protein of 886 amino acids. The record is from RefSeq and is a predicted model, not a curated record. Gene Ontology annotation, molecular function: protein kinase activity; ATP binding; protein binding. Gene Ontology annotation, biological process: protein phosphorylation. Lineage: Eukaryota; Viridiplantae; Streptophyta; Magnoliopsida; Fabales; Fabaceae. The transcript is spliced from 13 exons.